Teleopsis dalmanni is the source of this 3162-nucleotide messenger RNA. RefSeq lists its product as uncharacterized. NCBI's taxonomy places the organism in Eukaryota, Metazoa, Arthropoda, Insecta, Diptera, Diopsidae. Gene Ontology annotation, molecular function: iron ion binding; monooxygenase activity; heme binding. Bases 69 to 3137 code for a protein of 1022 amino acids. The record is from RefSeq and is a predicted model, not a curated record. The transcript has 8 exons.
UGUUUUGUGAAAAUUUAGUUUAAUUCCAAACAUUGUUGAAUGAGCAGCGAUAAUAAAAACAAGUUGAAAUGUUGAUCGAGUUCCUGCUUUUAAGUGUUGUUACGUUGUUUCUGUUCUAUCGCUGGUCAGUGAGCAAAUAUGAUUUCUUCGAAAAGCGAGGUUUACCGUAUCAUAAGCCGUUUCCACUUUUCGGCAGCAUGAAGGAUGCGGUCUUUCGAAAGAAGUCUAUGUUUGAUUUGGUGGUCGAUCUGUAUAACAACCACAAUGGCAAAGUUUAUGGAAUAUUUGAUCAGCGUGCUCCGAUAUUUAUGUUACGUGAUCCUGAACUAAUAAGGCAUGUGACUGUCAAAGAAUUUGAUCAUUUUGUCAACCAUCGUUCAAUCUUCAACAAUGAUGAUGGAAACCUUUUCGCCAGUUCACUUUUUUCCAUGCGAGAUGCUAAAUGGAAGGACAUGCGAAGUACACUAAGUCCAGCAUUCACAGGCAGUAAAAUGCGUCAAAUGUAUCAAUUAAUAAAUCAAGUCGCUGAAGAUACAGCAAAUCAUCUCAAGAAAGAAACUAAUUCCAAUCCCAAUGAUGGCAUCGAAAUUGAGUUCAAAGAUUAUUGUGUUUGUUUUACCAGUGAUGUUAUAGCUUCUGCGGCAUUUGGUUUGCAAGUGAAUUCGCUGGAAGAUAGAAAUAACGAAUUUUUCGUAAUGGGUAAGAAAGUGACUCGCUUUACUGCCUGGCAAAAUAUCAAGUUCUUUUUAUUUGGCAAUUUUAAGACAAUUAUGAAGUUACUUAAAGUUGAACUAUUCGAUAAAAAAUAUUCCGAUUACUUUAUGAAUCUAGUACUUGAUACCAUGAAAUAUCGUGUAGAUCACAAAAUAUCACGACCUGAUAUGAUUAAUAUACUUAUGGAAGCACGUGGUCUAAUCAAAUCUGAACAUCCAAAACCCAAUCGAGAGUGGACUGAUAUCGAUAUAGUAGGUCAGUGUUUCUUGUUCUUUUUUGCGGGCUUCGAAACUGCAUCUGUGUUAGUGUGCUUUGCAUUACACGAACUUAUGGAAAAUCCAGAAACACAAGCAAAACUUUAUGAAGAAAUUCAAGAACUUAAUAGAGAUAUUGAAGGCAAGCCACCUACUUAUGAACAGUUACAGGGUAUGAAAUACUUGGACAUGGUUGUGUCAGAAGUAUUAAGAAAAUGGCCAGCAGCUGUGGCUGUUGAUCGUGAAUGUAAUAAAGAUUUCGUUUAUGAAGAUGAUAAUGAAAAAAUUGAAAUUAAAAAAGGUGAAAGUAUUUGGAUACCAAUUGCUGGCAUACAUCGUGAUCCAAGAUAUUAUGAGAAUCCAGAAAAGUUCGAUCCAGAACGAUUCAGUGAAGAAAAUAAAGACAAUAUUAAGCCAUUCACAUAUUUGCCAUUCGGAUCGGGACCACGAAUUUGUAUUGCCUCACGUUUUGCGCAAUUAGAAGCAAAGGCCUUGAUUUAUUUCUUAGUACGCGAUUUCUCCAUUAACCAAUCCUCAAAAACUACAAUUCCAAUGGAACUGUCACCUGCUACAUUUCAACUUAUUCCCAAAUCUGGUUUCUGGCUUAAACUGGUGCCAAGAGUUCAAAAACAAGUUGAAAUGUUGAUCGAGUUCCUGCUUUUAAGUGUCGUUACAUUGUUUCUGUUCUAUCGCUGGUCAGUGAGCAAAUAUGAUUUCUUCGAAAAGCGAGGUUUACCGUAUCAUAAGCCGUUUCCACUUUUCGGCAGCAUGAAAGACGCGCUUUUUCGAAAGAAGUCAAUGUUUGAUUUGAUCAUCGAUUUGUAUAAAAACCACAACGGCAAAGUUUAUGGAGUAUUUGAGCAACGUACACCAAUCUUAAUGAUACGUGAUCCAGAAUUAAUAAGACAUGUGACUGUCAAAGAAUUUGAUCAUUUCGUCAACCAUCGUUCAAUCUUCAACAAUGAUGAUGGAAACCUUUUCGCCAGUUCACUUUUUUCCAUGCGAGAUGCUAAAUGGAAGGACAUGCGAAGUACACUAAGUCCAGCAUUCACAGGCAGUAAAAUGCGUCAAAUGUAUCAAUUAAUAAAUCAAGUCGCUGAAGAUACAGCAAAUCAUCUCAAGAAAGAAACUAAUUCCAAUCCCAAUGAUGGCAUCGAAAUUGAGUUCAAAGAUUAUUGUGUUUGUUUUACCAGUGAUGUUAUAGCUUCUGCGGCAUUUGGUUUGCAAGUGAAUUCGCUGGAAGAUAGAAAUAACGAAUUUUUCGUAAUGGGUAAGAAAGUGACUCGCUUUACUGCCUGGCAAAAUAUCAAGUUCUUUUUAUUUGGCAAUUUUAAGACAAUUAUGAAGUUACUUAAAGUUGAACUAUUCGAUAAAAAAUAUUCCGAUUACUUUAUGAAUCUAGUACUUGAUACCAUGAAAUAUCGUGUAGAUCACAAAAUAUCACGACCUGAUAUGAUUAAUAUACUUAUGGAGGCACGUGGUCUAAUCAAAUCUGAACAUCCAAAACCCAAUCGAGAGUGGACUGAUAUCGAUAUAGUAGGUCAGUGUUUCUUGUUCUUUUUUGCGGGCUUCGAAACUGCAUCUGUGUUAGUGUGCUUUGCAUUACAUGAACUUAUGGAAAAUCCAGAAACACAAGCAAAACUUUAUGAAGAAAUUCAAAAUCUUACAAGAGAUAUUAAAAGCAAAGCUCCAACAUAUGAACAGUUACAAGGUAUGAAAUACUUGGACAUGGUUGUAUCAGAAGUAUUAAGAAAAUGGCCAGCAGCUGCGACUAUUGGUCGUGAAUGUAAUAAGGAUUUCGUUUAUGAAGAUGAUAAUGAAAAAAUUGAAAUUAAAAAAGGUGAAAGUAUUUGGAUACCAAUUGCUGGCAUACAUCGUGAUCCAAGAUAUUAUGAGAAUCCAGAAAAGUUCGAUCCAGAACGAUUCAGUGAAGAAAACAAAGACAACAUUAAGCCAUUCACAUAUUUGCCAUUCGGAUCAGGACCACGAAUUUGUAUUGCCUCCCGUUUUGCGCAACUAGAAGCAAAGGCCUUGAUUUAUUUUUUAGUACGUGAUUUCUCCAUUAAGCAAACCUCAAAAACUACAAUUCCAAUGGAACUGUCAGCUGCCACAUUCCAACUUAUACCUAAGUCUGGUUUCUGGCUUAAACUGGUGCCAAGAAUUCAAUAAAAAAUUUGUAUACAUAUUAUAUAAU